AUGAUCAAUAAUAUCUAGAAAAAAACACAAAAUUUCGAGGUCUUAGGUACUGAAAUACUUACUUCUCUUUAACCAAAACUAUUUGUACCUUAACCAAUAAUAUGUGAAAUGAGAAAGUUUAUUCCUAUUAAAAAACAACAGAAGAUAAAUUCAUUAACCUAAAAUCAAAACUAAUAAUCAUAAAAAACAGAAUAAAAAGUAUAAAUUAUUAAAGAAAAGAAAAUAAUAUGUUAAAAACCAAAAUAAUCAAAAAAAAAAUUAAUCAAAAAACAUGAACCUAAUGUAGAAAUAAAAUAAGAGGAAUAAACAUAAAUAAAUUAAGAAAUUAAAAUUCCAGAAGUUAAUCAACCUCUCACUUAUGUAAUUAUUAGAACAGUUAAAAUAAAAGAAAUAAAAGGAGAAGUAAUAAUUAAUUACAAAGAUCAAGCUAAAUGCAUUUAAAUUAGAAAUAGAAUCUUAAGUUAUCUAGAUGUUAAAUAAUAAUUUCCAAAUAUUGAUAAUUUAGAAGAGAAGAUCUUAGUUGAAAUUGAUAAUGCUCAAAUAAUGAAGAAAAGUCUUAUUGGUUGGUUAGAUUGUAGAGAUUGUGAAGAAUAUCAAUUAAAAUGA
Molecule: messenger RNA, 606 nt
Organism: Paramecium sonneborni
Lineage: Eukaryota; Ciliophora; Oligohymenophorea; Peniculida; Parameciidae
Source: the annotation of a GenBank genome assembly